Molecule: messenger RNA, 750 nt
Organism: Penicillium malachiteum
Lineage: Eukaryota; Fungi; Ascomycota; Eurotiomycetes; Eurotiales; Aspergillaceae
Product: HAD family hydrolase
Exons: 1
Coding region: 1-750 (249 amino acids)
Source: RefSeq, a predicted model, not a curated record
AUGCUCGAUCCAAGUCUCAAAUCAACACUGCUUUCCAAGAAAUGGUUCGGCUUUGACCUAGACGACACACUCCACAAAUUCCGCAAAGCCUCGUCACAAGCUUCAGAAAGCGUAUUUGAAGCCCUUCAUACCGAUCAUGGCAUCAAUAUCGAUACUUUGAGAUCUACAUAUGCAAACGUAUUACGCACAUCCACCGCAAACGCGUUCACAGAUGGUCGAAGCUCCACGGAGUAUCGUCGGGAGCGAUUUACUCGGAUUCUGCAAGCGCACGCUGCUAUCAAUGUUGAAAAGACUAACAUUGAUUCAUUGCUCGGUAUUUACAAGUCUUCCUUGCAGUCAAGUUUGACCUUGAAACCUGGUGUUGUAGAGUUGUUUCGAAGUUUGCGACAGCUUGGAAAGAAUAUCAUCGUGGUUACUGAGGGUCCAGCUGAUGCUCAAGAAUGGACGGUCCGAGAACUGGGCAUAGACUCUUAUGUCGGUAUUCUGGUCACUACGAAUGAAAUUGGGAAGUCAAAAGUAGAUGGCUUGUUUGGUGUUGUGUUAGAGAGAUAUGGAAUUGAUGCUGAGGAAAUUGUUUACUUUGGGGACAAUGAGGUGCGGGAUGUAAGGGCUGCCUUACAGAGUGGCAUAUUGGCGAUUCUUUAUGAUGAAAAGAGACUCGAACACUCGGUGGAAGAUUCAACCCUUGAUGUUGUUAGAGUUAGCUCUUGGAGAGAUUUGCAAGAUAUACUACUAUUGAAUGAUGGUUGA